UCGGUUCAUGUAUAGUAAGUCUUACGUGGGUGAUUUUUACUGUUUUCACAACACAAUGUGUCGUAUGUGUAAAUAUGAUGCAGGGUGGUUGUUGAGAAAUUGAGCAAAAGAUGCCUGGGGUUCUAGGUCAUAUAAUCACUGAUAUGGCUUUCUUUGACGGGGCUGAACUGACACAAACAUAUUGAAAACUAAAAUAAAAAAUGGAUGAGAAAAUGACAGAAUGACAUUGAUAUGAAGUUCCCAACAAACCCAGUAGGUGAGCCUUCUCCAUACAAGAUCUUUUUCCCCAUUCAACUCUUUGACAUGAAAAAAUAUAAACAUUCUGCAUUCUUUGUCCCUACUGCAGAGAGUUUCCAAUACCAGAGAACUUGAAUUAAUCAUGGUUUACAACAGAUAUGCAUCUCCUUUUGUGUCAGUUUUUGUUGCUGUUAUAAUCUUUUCUCUUGCAGGUAACUUAGCGGCAUAUGACAUUCUGGAUCCUAAUGGGAACAUAACUAUUAAAUGGGAUGUGAUGUCUUGGACUCCAGAUGGUUAUGUGGCGGUGGUGACAAUGACCAAUUUUCAAAUGUACCGGCACAUAAUGAGCCCUGGAUGGACAUUGGGAUGGACAUGGGCUAAAAAGGAAGUGAUUUGGUCAAUGGUGGGAGCUCAAGCUACAGAACAAGGAGAUUGUUCCAAGUUCAAAGGAAACAUACCUCACUGCUGUAUGAGAAAUCCCACAAUAGUUGACUUGCUUCCUGGAGUUCCUUACAACCAACAAAUUGCCAAUUGCUGCAAAGGUGGCGUUGUUGCAUCAUGGGGACAAGACCCUGCAGCUGCAGUUUCUUCUUUCCAACUGAGUGUUGGACUCGCAGGUACUUCAAAUAAAACAGUGAGGCUGCCAAAGAAUUUCACCUUGCUUGCUCCAGGGAAAGGCUACACAUGCAGCCCAGCAACAACUGUGCAACCAUCUCUUUUCUACUCAUCAGAUGGGCGUCGAACGACUCAAGCUAUGAUGACAUGGAAUGUGACAUGCACUUACUCACAAGUUCUGGCCUCCCGAAACCCAACCUGUUGUGUCUCGAUGUCAUCCUUUUACAACUCUACCAUCACCCCUUGUCAAAACUGUUCUUGCGGCUGCCAAAACAGAAACAAUUGUGUCAAGAGUGCUUCAGAGAUCAGGAGUACUGUGGAAACAAACAUACCAAGUAACACACCAUUGCUACAAUGUACACAACAUAUGUGUCCUGUCAGGGUCCAUUGGCAUGUGAAGCUCAAUUACCAGGACUACUGGCGGGUCAAGAUUUCCAUCACUAAUUUCAACUAUGCAACUAAUUACACAGAAUGGACACUCGUUAUUCAGCAUCCGAAUCUCAACAAUGUCACUGAAGUUUUCAGCUUUGACUACAAGCCACUCAUCCCAUACAACUCUAUAAAUGACACAGGAAUGUUCUAUGGCAUAAAGUUCUUCAAUGAUGUUUUAAUGCAAGCUGGACCAGAUGGAAAUGUACAGUCAGAGUUGAUUCUGGAAAAGGAUAUAAAUACUUUCACAUUUAAGCAGGGUUGGGCAUUUCCUCGGAAAGUCUACUUUAAUGGGGAUGAAUGCAUGAUGCCGCUUCCUGAAGAUUUUCCAUAUUUACCCAACUCUGCUUACAGAAAUCCAACAGCAUCAUCAUCAGCAGUUGCAGGUUUUUUGGUUUUGUUAUUGCUAGGAUUUUCGUGACUGUAAUUGAAUAGAGAUUGACACAGCCUGGUGUAAGAUCAGCUAAAUCUUCAGGAAUAGGUAUGUUUCCACUUUGAAGCCAAUCCUGAAAACAAAAUGAUUCAAAUAGUGAUGUUGCUUCAUUUGAGUAUAAGCCUUUGUGCAAUAAUAAUAAUAGAUAAAACUUUAGUUGAA
This is a messenger RNA of Mangifera indica (mango), 1876 nucleotides long. RefSeq names its product COBRA-like protein 4. The transcript has 5 exons. The record is from RefSeq and is a predicted model, not a curated record. Lineage: Eukaryota; Viridiplantae; Streptophyta; Magnoliopsida; Sapindales; Anacardiaceae. Gene Ontology annotation, biological process: plant-type cell wall cellulose biosynthetic process; cellulose microfibril organization. The coding region runs from base 380 to 1702 and encodes 440 amino acids. Gene Ontology annotation, cellular component: plasma membrane.